UUCUCACCAAUCGCUACUCUGCAAUCAGUACUUCCUCCUUUCCGUCAAAAUGUAGUCUGUAUUUGUGUCUGUUUUGGCUGUGGAGGUUAAGAUGGCGCAACAUUUGAAAGGGUGUUCCGUCGCUUGCAAAGUUACCUGGACAGACCUGCAAGCCCUGUGUCGUCGCGCCAGGGUAACCUGUGUCGAACUUGACGUGACAAAAAAUAAUUUCGACGAUUACGAAGUAGAAUAUAUUGCGGACUACAUCAAGACCAAUGGAAAAGAAUUCUUCUUAGUCAAGUGGAAAGGCUACCCUGAGUCCGAAAAUACCUGGGAACCACGCAGGAAUCUAAAAUGCCCAAAGCUACUCAAGUUAUUCAAGUCAGAUCUGGAUGUUGCGCUUCGGCGUCCAAAGAAGAGACGAAAGAUAGAAGACGUUGUAGAACUGGACCACAAGACAGCCAGCUACUUGGUCCAGAAGGGUAGACAACGUCAAGCUAUUCAGAACUGGGAAAAUCAGAUAAACAAAAGCAAACGCCACAAAGGUCGCAUUUACGUACAGAACGAGGUGGAUCUGGAGGGACCACCAAGACAGUUCACCUACAUCGAAGACUACAGGAUUGGCGAGGGAGUGCAGAUCUCCACCGCAGCAUUGGGGUGCGAAUGCAAAGACUGUUACAGACACUCCGUAGGCGGCUGCUGCCCUGGCCUAGCCAAGCACCGAUUGGCCUACACCGACAGAGGAGUUGUGCGCGUGCAGCCCGGGCAGCCCAUCUACGAGUGCAACUCCCGCUGCAAAUGUGGCCCAGACUGCCUGAACCGUGUCGUUCAGAAAGGAAUACAGCACGACUUGUGCAUAUUUAGGACGGACAAUGGACGCGGUUGGGGAGUGCGCACUCUGGAGCGCAUCUACAGUAAGGCCUUCGUCAUGGAGUACCUCGGGGAGAUCAUAACAACAGAGGAAGCUGAGAAGCGAGGGGAGGCCUACGACAGCCAAGGCGCCACGUACCUGUUUGAUCUGGACUACGUAGAUGACGUUUUCACGGUGGACGCAGCCUUUUGUGGAAACGUGUCCCACUUCGUCAACCACAGUUGUGAGCCCAACCUGCAGGUUUAUAAUGUUUUCAUUGACAACUUGGACGAGCGGCUUCCCAGGAUUGCGCUGUUUGCCACCCGCUACAUCAAGGCAGGGGAAGAACUCACCUUCGACUACAAGAUGCAAAUUGAUACGGUAGAUGCGGAGAGCUCAAAGAUGGACUUCAGCCUGGCUGCUCUGGAAGGGCCGUCCAGGAAACGCAUGCGUGUGGAGUGCAAGUGUGGCGUGGAGUCUUGCCGCAAGUACCUGUUCUAGAAGGGAACCAAAGAAAUGCACACAGCACAUUGUUCUGUCAUGUGGGAGGAUUCCUGCCAAUUUCUACAUGCUAUUGUAUUGGUAUUGCUACCUUUUGACUGAGUCAUACAAGUGCAUUUUGAACUUGCCAAAAUUCUCCUUACCGAGCAGGAGCAACACAAUGAUUGUCAAUGUGCACUCUGUAAUUGGUGAAUCAAUAGGGAAAACUUCACUGUGUAGGACACAUUGAUUGAGCGCCCGGAAAUGGCUGACGUCUGAACAGAACUGUGUGUAUAUCCAUCCUUGUGAAAUGAUGGGAUGCGAAAUGACCUAAUCGUAAUCAUGGACGUUUAGAUACAUUUUCAAAACAAAAAAGGAUUUUUGUGUGUCUUUUUACGUGUUGUGUAUAUAUUUAUUUUAAAUAAACAAGUUAGACUUGAAAAGUGAAUCUUCUCUUUAUAAUCUUGCUGAUAUCAUUGUUUUAAUUUGUCUUUUUUUACUCAACUGAACUUGUAUUUUAUUUAGGUCUAUAUGGUUUCUCUGAAGUCUGUAUGUGUGCCUUACAUCUAUUGUGUUUCUGGGUCAUUCGUUUUCAAAGAGCACUUUAAACUGAUCCUCCUCUAUUUUAAAUAAAAGUACCUAAUCGGUUA
This is a messenger RNA of Engraulis encrasicolus (European anchovy), 1959 nucleotides long. It is a transcript of the gene suv39h1a, whose product is annotated as SUV39H1 histone lysine methyltransferase a. The transcript has 6 exons. Gene Ontology annotation, cellular component: nucleus. Lineage: Eukaryota; Metazoa; Chordata; Actinopteri; Clupeiformes; Engraulidae. Bases 92 to 1330 code for a protein of 412 amino acids. The record is from RefSeq and is a predicted model, not a curated record. Gene Ontology annotation, molecular function: zinc ion binding; histone H3K9 methyltransferase activity; protein binding.